AUGGCUUGGGGUAAACCUGAAAAGGCUCCUGAGCAGAGCCCCCUUCGAGUGGGUGGCGCCUUUCUGUCCAUGAUGGCUGCGUUGGCGCUUGUGUGGCUGCCCGUGCAGGAGGCACAGGCUGCACGCUCCGGUGGCCGUAUUGGUGGUUCUGCCCCAGCUGCUCGUAGCCGGCCACCUCCUCGUGCUCCUGUUGCCAGCAGCAGCAGCAAGACCACCGUGAUCAACAAGACCACCGUCAUCGCUCCGCCACCUGUGGUUGCUGCUCCACCCAUGGGAAUGGGCAUGGGAGUUGGCUUCGCUCCUGCCCCGGUGGUCGUGGCACCUGCUCCUACCCUUGGCGAUGUGGUUGUUGGAACUGUCGUUGGAGGGGCCAUCAACAACGCCAUCACAGGAGGGCACAGCGGACCCAGCAACACCGACAGACUCCUGGAGAACCAGCAGCGUCAGGAUGAGCGCCAGAUUGACAACCAGCAGCGCGAGAUUGAGCUGUUGAAGUCGGAGAUCCAGUCGAUGGUGGGCUGCAAUCUGCCUGAGAAGGUUGCAGGUUUGUUGAUCGAGAAGGAGCUGAACGCAUUCUCACAGGUCUUGAGCACUCCUGCUCGGCCAUUGGUGGCAAUCGUUGGUGGUGCAAAGAUCAACGACAAGAUCAAGCUCAUCGAGAAUCUGAUUGACAAGGCAGAUGGCAUCAUCAUUUGCGGCGGCAUGGCAUACACCUUCUUGAAGCAGUGCUUCGGAAUGAAGAUUGGCAAGAGCCUUUUUGACAAGAAGGGCGCAGAUAUUGUGCAGGGUAUGCUGGACAAGGCUGCAGCAAAGGGCUGCGAGGUCACCUUGCCCAUCGACUGGCUGUGUGGAAAAGAGUUCAAGAACGAUCAGGAGACCAAACUUGUCACAAAGGAGGAGGGCAUCCCAGAUGACUGGGAAGGUAUGGACUGUGGACCCAAGAGCAUGGAGCUUUUUGCCAGCAAAGUGAAAGCGGCCAAGACAGUAGUUUGGAAUGGGCCAGCUGGCGUUUUUGAAUUCGACAACUUCUCCAAGGGAACCAAGGCGCUGCUGGAAGCGGUUGCAGAUCUUCAUGCCUCAGGUGGUGUCGGCAUUAUUGGUGGUGGCGACUCGGCCACUGCUGCUGCCAAGUGGAACAUGGAGGACAAGGUCUCCUUCGUCUCAACCGGUGGCGGUGCUUCUCUUGAGUUGAUGGAGGGCAAGAUUUUGCCUGGCAUUGCAGCUCUGGCAGAUGCUCCUCCCAAAUGGGAGGGCACCGUGACUGGGAAAUACCAGUGGGACGACAAGAAGAAAUCCAACACUGACGCAGACAAGGACAUGAGCAGUGCUGGCGACGCAAUCACAAAGUACAGCUGGGGAGAUGGAAAGAAGCAGGUCAGCAUUUACAUUGAGCUUGAUGGCCUUGAUGCCUGCACCGAAGAUAUGUUUCAGGCAACAUCUGGUGAGACCGAUGUCUCCCUGACCAUCACCGAGGUCGCUGGCAGGAAAAGAACAUUCGCAUUGAAGGACCUUGCCCAUGAAAUCGAUGGAGUCAAGGUCAAUCAGAAGAAGGGCAAGGGCAUGGUAGUCCUCAAGUUGGUGAAGAAGGAGGAGAAGCCGUGGUUCAAGCUGCAGGAAUCUUCUGGUGGCGGAGGUGGUGAUGAUGAAGAAGAGGGCGGCAUGGGUGGCAUGGGCGGCAUGGGCGGCAUGCCAGGCAUGCUGUUCCGAAGACUCACCGGCUCAGGGAGCCCGGAAGAGAGGUGGGCGGGUUGUGAGUUUAGCCAUAGGCUUUCCUUCGAAGUGGCUGUGGACAGCCUGGGACAUUUGACCACGGCUCCGUCAGUGGUGAGAAAAAGGCGUGGUCGCCUUGGGGAUGUGACUGGAAGAGGCUACCAGGCAUUUGCAGUUGACUGGCUGGAGACGGUGAAGCAGAGUUUGACAACCCUGCAACUUGAUCCAUGUCUGGAAGUGAGACCGCCGAUGGUCAAGGAGUUUGCCAUGCCUUCAGAGUUCAUGAGUUUGCCCGUGGUGACGGAAAAUCCGCCCACCCAGGAACAGGUGCCGAUCGAUCCCAUGACGCUCGAAGAGUUGUCAGCAGAGAUGGUCACCUUCGGGAAAGCAAACUCCGGCAGGAGCUUUGCAGAAGUGUGGGACCAUUACGCAGACUGUCCAGACUGGACCCAGUGGUUCUUUGCCCAUUACCAGUCAAGCAAAAAGACGGAGCACCGCAAGAUGUGCUUGCUCAUCAAAAAGAUGAUCGAAGAGUCCGAGAAUAACGCCACCUAUGCUCCCACAACCGAGGCCAGUCAUGCCAUGCCCAAGAGCCUGGCACAUCCACUAUUAGCCACUGCAAAGCCUCGCCCAGGCCCAUUGCCUGCACGGGUACCGAGAUUCCAGAGACCGGUAUAUGCCAUGGAUCCCAACCGGAGAUCAACAGGAAGCCGUCACGAAUCUGCAGCAGCGAGUUCAGAGCAUGGAGGGAGGUCUCCAGCAGAUCAUUGCGAUCCUUAG
Cladocopium goreaui is the source of this 2490-nucleotide messenger RNA. NCBI's taxonomy places the organism in Eukaryota, Dinophyceae, Suessiales, Symbiodiniaceae. The record is from the annotation of a GenBank genome assembly.